Molecule: messenger RNA, 240 nt
Organism: Ogataea angusta
Lineage: Eukaryota; Fungi; Ascomycota; Pichiomycetes; Pichiales; Pichiaceae
Exons: 1
Coding region: 1-240 (79 amino acids)
Source: RefSeq, a predicted model, not a curated record
AUGUCUGAGACAAGCGAUAAUGCAAACACGCCGACUUCCAACGAGCCGGUCUCCAGUGAACCAGGUCUACGUGUGGGCGUGAAAGAUUUGUCCAAAUCACAGCUGUCUGUGUCCGAAAUUACGCAGAAAUUGAGCUCUGAACUGAACGACGCGCUAGACGAACUGGCAAAAAUAGAUAAGGCUCUCAACAGAACGUACGACAGCAUUGAACGCAAGAUCAGCCAGAUAGCCAAACAGUAA